AUGGCGUCAGGGCUCGUCAGGAUCGCGUUGGAGUGCGAGAAACGUCACCGGUCCGGGACAAAGCUUUUCCAGGAGCCUAAGUGGACCAUGUAUUGCAACGGGAGGAAGUGCGGGGCAGCCUUGUCGCGUGGCGGCGGGUGUAUCGAGUCGGACUGGCGAGUGUUGAACACGGUGUCUAGGGUUACGGUUGGAGCUGGAGUUAUUCCGACGGCGAAGAGUACUGAUGACAUGUCCGGUGGUGGUGAUUUCGGUGGUGGAACGGAGCUUGGGGAGUUGUUGUACAUGAGAGGUAGGUUUGAACUGAAACAAUUUGAGUGUAAUGAACAAGAGUUUGUUUUACUGAAACUUCAUGAGUUCAUUUCUUGA
Messenger RNA from Raphanus sativus (radish), 366 nucleotides. RefSeq names its product protein MIZU-KUSSEI 1-like. The transcript has a single exon. The record is from RefSeq and is a predicted model, not a curated record. Bases 1 to 366 code for a protein of 121 amino acids. Gene Ontology annotation, biological process: hydrotropism. Lineage: Eukaryota; Viridiplantae; Streptophyta; Magnoliopsida; Brassicales; Brassicaceae.